AUGGGCAGAGAAAACUGGUCUGUUGUGGGCCGCCUCAAGAAAGCAGUGAAGAAGAUAAACUCGCUACUUCGCUUAAACCUAACCAAAUGGUGCAUAUCCUGCUUCCUCAAAAGCGCUUCCGGCAGGAGGAGACUGAGCCUGAGCUUUAAUGAUCGCUUGGGCUUGCAUGGUUGCAUUGAGGAUGAAGAAUCCAAUGAAAGAGGAUCGGUUCGAGCUCUUCAGAAAGUGACAAGUUAUGCCGCAGAUGAUGAUAUCGACAAAAGGGCAGAGAUUUUUAUCUCCAAUUUCCGUCGGCAGCUUCGGUUAGAAAAGCAGGUUUCCUUGCAGCUAAGGAUUGGGGCUUGUUUCAAUAGGAAUUCUGUCAUUUUCCUUGCUUUGAGAACUUGCAAUUCCGAACAAAGAGAAUCAGGGGAAGAUUAG
This is a messenger RNA of Durio zibethinus, 420 nucleotides long. NCBI's taxonomy places the organism in Eukaryota, Viridiplantae, Streptophyta, Magnoliopsida, Malvales, Malvaceae. The record is from RefSeq and is a predicted model, not a curated record.